AUGCCUGGAAUCACUCGAGCUCUUGCCGCUGGUCUGGCAGCAAGAGCUGAUACCUCGCCACUCUCAACUGUGUGCACAGUGUCGAAUGUGCAGGCCGCGCUUCCAGCGAAUGGUACACUGCUUGGGAUUGACCUCAUCACGUCCGCAGUCACAGCCAGUGCCGUGUACAACGCAACUACUGGUGGAGGAAUGAUGAAGCGUCAAGCGUCAAGCAGUUCCAGCUCGUCGUCCGAAACCUUCAACUACUGCAACAACGAUGAGGUGGUCGUCAAAUACGCAUUUCCGGUGCCAUCGAACUACAAGAGUCGCUUUUACGUGGCUGGUGGUAGUGGCUUCUCCUUGUCGAGCGAUGCGACUGGAGGUCUCGAGUACAGUGCCGCCAGCGGUGCGAUCAGCGCAGGCUACGAUGCCUUCAACUACAGCUACGAUAAGGAGGUGCUCUAUGGCAAUGGCACAAUCAAUUGGGACGCCACAUACGCACUUGCGUACACCGCGCUUGGCGAGAUGACCCGGAUGGCCAAGCAGAUUCUGCCCACGCUCUACGGCUCUUCGACUGACACAAAGAUCUACACCUACUACGAGGGCUGUUCCGAUGGACGCAGAGAAGGCAUGUCUCAAGUCCAGAGAUGGGGCGAGGAGUACGAUGAUGCUAUCACGGGCGCCCCAGCUUUCCGCUUCGCGCAGCAACAGGUCAACCAUGUCUACCCAGCCACUAUCGAGCACGCCAUGGACUACUACACACCCACUUGCGCCUCGGAUAAGAUCGUCAACGCUACCAUUGCAGCCUGCGAUCCACUUGACGGCCGUACAAAUGGUGUCAUCUCUAGAACAGACCUCUGCAAGCUGAACUUCGACCUGAGUUCGCUCGUUGGCGGAAGCUACUACUGUGCGGCUACCACGAGUUCUUCGCUCGGAUUUGGCUUUUCGAACAAGGUGAAGCGACAACCAGCCGGUAGCCAAAGUAGCUCGACCCCUGCUCAGAAUGGUACCAUCACAGAGAAGGAUAUCGCGGUGGCCCAAGCGUACUACGAUGGCCUGCACAACUCGCAAGGCGAGCAUCUAUCCCAUGCUGACCCGACCUGGGACAAUAGCACUCAAUCUUGGACUCUCAAUAGCCCGUCCACCGGCGGCCAAUACAACCUCGAUGGUGUGACCUACGAUAAUCUGGUCGAGUGGAUGACUAUCGGUUACUUCCGCUACCUCGAUAGUCUCCAGACCACGAUCCCAGACUUGACUCCAUUCCAGAAGUCCGGAGGCAAACUGCUGCACUAUCACGGCAAAUCUGACCCAAGCAUUCCCUCUGCAUCCUCUGUGCACUACUGGCAGUCUGUCCGCUCGAUCGUGUACCCCAACUCUACCGACGAGGAAGCCCAGGAGGCAUUGUCCGAUUGGUACCAGUUUUACCUCAUUCCAGGGGCUGCUCACUGCGGUGCCAACACGCUGCAGCCAGGUCCCUACCCACAGGACAAUAUGCAGACCAUGAUUGACUGGGUCGAGAAUGGUGUGAAGCCAAGCCGACUAAACGCUGCGAUCACAUCUACUUCCAACCCUUACGAAGGCGAGGUACAGCAGCUGUGCCAGUGGCCAAGCCGUCCGCUUUGGCAGGGUCACAGCUCUACAUUCGACUGUGUUAGUGAUCAAGCGUCGAUUGAUAGUUGGACUUACACCUUCCCGGCUUUCAAGGUGCCAAUAUGCUAG
Messenger RNA from Fulvia fulva, 1698 nucleotides. RefSeq names its product Tannase. The record is from RefSeq and is a predicted model, not a curated record. NCBI's taxonomy places the organism in Eukaryota, Fungi, Ascomycota, Dothideomycetes, Mycosphaerellales, Mycosphaerellaceae. The transcript is spliced from 4 exons. Bases 1 to 1698 code for a protein of 565 amino acids.